CAAAUAGUACUUAAUUAAGGUACCAAGUACUAAAAAAUAUGUGCAUAUUAUAUGCAGUAAUUAAAUCAAAUAUGACAUAAAAUGAGAACCGGUUUGACGUGCACGUAUGAUGUAGAGCAUCAUAUUGCGUACAUGAACCAAUUGAUACAACAUGCAAAUAUCCUUAUUCUUUACUUUCCAUGCAGAACACCUAAAAUUCUUCUGCUUACCUUCUCUUCUCGGCUACCAUCCUCACUACAUAAACACCGCAACAGACUCCAAUUUUCAAAAUCACAUCCAAAACCCUCUCGCAUCCUUCUCUGUCAGAAAAAAAAAAAAAAAAAAAAUGUUCAAGUCCUCCACCCGAAUACCCAUAAAAAGUCCCACGGAUCCCGGACCCAUUAAGCGCCACCACACGGCCGGCUACUAUGCCCACCGGGUCAGGGACAGCCUCACCACCCAGGUCUCCAAGAUCGUAUGCACCAUUUUCUUGGGACUUCUUUUUAUUAUUGGUUUGAUUACUUUUAUACUGUGGCUUAGCCUGCGUCCACACCGCCCAAGAUUUCAUAUUCAUGAAUUUUCGGUUCCGGGUUUGAGCCAAGAUACUGGGUUUGCGAACGCUCAGAUUUCGUUUAAUGCCUCGGCCCGGAACUCGAACCACGAUAUUGGGAUAUACUAUGAUGCCAUGGACGGGGCGGUUUAUUACCGGGACCAACAGAUCGGGUCGCUUCCGGGGCUGCUGUACCCGUUUUAUCAGGAUCCGAAGAACACAACCUUGGUUGAAGGUGUGUUUAGUGGGGCCACUCUAACUGUGAGUAGCGAGCGUUGGAUGGAGUUCCAGAAUGAUCGAGCACAUGGAACGGUGGUAUUUCGUCUUGAAAUGACGUCCAGGAUCAGAUUUAAGAUAUCCACGUGGACGAGUAAGGGCCACCGGAUGCAUGCCAACUGUGAAGUGAGUGUGGGCUCGGACGGCUCGAUCUUGCCCGCUUCUAAAGAUAAGAGAUGCCCUGUCUAUUUCGCCUGACCUGGACCACCAUAUGUUUUUACUUCUUUUUCUUUUUCUUUUAUUUUUAUUAUUUUUAUUUUGUUAUUGGGCCUAAACUUGCUGUGCAACUUCGACGGGGUGAUUUGCUUCAUUUGUUGUAUUUUCGAAUUUGGUGCUGACAACGAUUCGAUUUGUGGUAUCAGUGCCGUCCCAUUAAAUUUUAACUUCUGUUGAUAAAGUUUAGAAAUAUUUUACUUUUGUAGAUUAUGAUUACUUUUUUUCUUUUGAAUGUAAAUACUUUUUAUUGAAAUUAUAAAGGUUGAAUGAUAAUAACCCCAAAAAAAAAAAGUUAAAA
Molecule: messenger RNA, 1319 nt
Organism: Ziziphus jujuba (common jujube)
Lineage: Eukaryota; Viridiplantae; Streptophyta; Magnoliopsida; Rosales; Rhamnaceae
Product: NDR1/HIN1-like protein 26
Exons: 1
Coding region: 152-1003 (283 amino acids)
Biological process (GO): defense response to other organism
Source: RefSeq, a predicted model, not a curated record